Molecule: messenger RNA, 2095 nt
Organism: Musa acuminata subsp. malaccensis (wild Malaysian banana)
Lineage: Eukaryota; Viridiplantae; Streptophyta; Magnoliopsida; Zingiberales; Musaceae
Product: transcription factor-like protein DPB
Biological process (GO): regulation of transcription by RNA polymerase II; regulation of cell cycle
Cellular component (GO): transcription regulator complex; nucleus
Molecular function (GO): DNA-binding transcription factor activity, RNA polymerase II-specific; RNA polymerase II transcription regulatory region sequence-specific DNA binding
Source: RefSeq, a predicted model, not a curated record
GAUGAGAUAGCUACAUCGCGAAUUGGAAGGAUGGAGGGAGGCAGGGAGAAUUUAAUAGCAGUAGCUCCCAUCUGCUGCUAAACUAAGAGAUGAUGUUCUUGUAUUUAUGAUGGAUUCUGUAUGGGAGAUUGCAUGACUUGGUGAGCUUGGAAGAUUAAGUAGGAAUAUUUAUUUUCGUUGAAAGUAAGAGCAGAGUGUUUCAGGGACGAGUGGCAGAGUAGCAGAAUAUGUGUGACUUCUGCAAUUUGACUUCUACAUUCUUGCCUGAUAGCUUAAUCCAUAAAUAUUCUGUCCAAUAAUAAGGAAAUUAAGAUCUCUGUAUCCAUCAACAUGUGUGUUAUGGUGUUUCACUGCUUUAGAAUGGUCAAAGAUUAUUAAGUAUGCUCAUCAUGAAGUUUGUUGAGCUGAAAUUUAAAUUUUAAAUUAUUGCCUUAUGUUUUUACUAUUAGGUAUUUCUAAUGUGUUAGGUAAUUUUCCGUCUUGCUGACUGUUAUCGUCAUCUCUAUUCCUUAUCUGGGAGAGAAGGUUGGAUCCAUUAUGUCAUGAUAAAGGCCAAUGAUAGAUUGCCUUUCAGCAACCUAGUUAUGACAAACAGUUGUGGAGCUUUUAGUUCCCCUUUCCGGCUAUCUCAUGUGCUUUUUGCAUGUGUAUGGACUGGCUUGCUAUAUGCAUUAAGAUUCAAUCAAUGCUUAAUUCCACACUUCACAAAACUUAGUAAGCAUAAUUUCCAAUUAUAUAGUCAUUGUGCUAUUAUCCUUGCAUUAUAUGUUUUCUACUUUUAUAUAAUCAAAGUCCGUAUGUAUCCAAAGCUAUAUGUUCUGGCACAUGAUUUAUUCUAUCCUUAUGGUUAUUUUGGUAAGUUUCUAUUACUAUUGUUUUCUUAAUACUCUUUUGCUCCAAAUAAACACAACCGCAAACCAUAGAGUCAAUGAUUUAUAUCUGUGAACCAGCAGUUAUUUAGUCCAACUGAUCCGCACUUGGUAACACAUUUGUUGAAUUCACCUGGUAGUCGUGGCAAAUGCAUGCCAACCAUAGCACCAAUAUUCCUUCAGGAGCUACUGAUCGAACGAUGAUACCAAAAUGUGAGUAUGUUCCAAAUUUGAUCAACUCAAGCAUGCAAGAAGAUGAGAUAUAUGAAGAUCCCGAUAGUCCUGCUGGAAAAAAGAAAAAAGCACCACGAAUCAAAGGUUGGGGCCUGCGCAGGUUCAGUACAAUAGUGUGUGAUAAGGUCAAGGAAAAGGGAAGAACUACUUAUAAUGAGGUUGCAGAUGAAAUUAUAUAUGAGUUAUCAUCCCUGGAGAAAAAAGAUCUGCAGUUUGUGUUUGAUGAGAAAAAUAUUCGGCGGAGAGUUUAUGAUGCAUUUAAUGUUCUAAUGGCAAUUAACGUUAUUGCCAAGGACAAAAAGGAGAUCAAGUGGGUGGGUUUUCCUUCUACGGAAACUGAAGAGUUGGCACAAAUAAAGGAAGAGAAAAUGAAACUGCUAAGUAAGAUCGAACAAAAAGUAAAUUAUCUAAAAGAACUGGAGGAGAAGUUUGGAGAUCUCCAUAAUCUUAUUUGCCGGAACCGAGUAGCACAUAAGUCGGCAAGUGUUUCAUCGGAAGGGAUAGCUCUGCCAUUUUUGUUGGUCCAGACGACUCCAAAGGCCACGGUCGAGAUUGAGAUCUCAGAAGACAUGCGGUCCGUGAACUUCGAGUUCAAUGGAACCCCAUUCACCUUGCACGAUGCUGAUUCCAUCCUCAGAGCCAUGAGGCGCCCCACAUCAGUCGAAAGGGGUCAUGACAACAAUAAUUCAACAGAGAGCCCAGAAUUGGUCGCUGACCAAAAUUGUCAGAAGCUUCACCCUGCUUCUUCGUCAUGAAACUUGGACAGGUUCAGGAGACACUGCUUAGAAAGGAAUAGCAGAUAGGAAGUUUGGUGAUUCAAACAUAGGAUAGACAGAAGUCGAGGCAUUCUGUGCGUGUACAGUGUCCCUCAAUUUUGUAAACCAGAUGGUUUCUUCAUUGAAGAUCCUUUUGUAGAAAAUAUUUAACAUGGUUUUCGCCUUUGUGAGUUUGAUCAUGUUAAUUUCGCCUUACAUGUAACAUCCUAUUAGUGA